This is a messenger RNA of Glycine soja, 727 nucleotides long. RefSeq lists its product as uncharacterized. Bases 25 to 393 code for a protein of 122 amino acids. The transcript has 2 exons. The record is from RefSeq and is a predicted model, not a curated record. Lineage: Eukaryota; Viridiplantae; Streptophyta; Magnoliopsida; Fabales; Fabaceae.
AGACCCAAAUUUGUUAAAGAGAAUAUGGCACAAGAACUAGAGAAAGAAAGAGAGAAUGAGAUAGAGAUAGACAUGAACAUGAUGGAAGAGUAUGAAGGGGAAGAAAAUAAUGGUGCAUUGACUCACUCGCAUCUGCCAAAUACAUCUCUAGCUGAGCUAAACAUGUUGCUUGUGUUGCUUUCUUUAUUCUACUUUUCAAGCGAUGAGUGCAUAGAAUAUCAUGAGGAGAGCCAAGAGAAGACAAAAAAAGAUGAGGUUGCUGUAACUAAAACAUGCAUAGCAAGAUUACAAAGCAAGAGACGAGAGAAACAUGAGCCUAAGCUUGGGAGGAAACCAAUUUCAUCAAGAUUUCAAACUACCGUAAAAGACUCCAGGCAUGGAAGAAAAAUGUGAAGCAAAAUCUUGCUACUGCGGAGUAUUGCACAAAUCAACAUAAAGAUUGUGGAGAUAUGAUGAAGCAAGCUAAAGCGAAGCAUUUGUUUUAAUCACAUGGCAAGAUUUUUUUUAAACAAGUGUUUGUCUGCGUUAAGGUACAUCAAUAGUACCAUCUUAGAAGCUGUAGAUCAUUGAAGUAAGAAUGAUGGCGAAGCGCCAUCGUCAAAUGCCGGCCUCCAUCAGUUAACAUUCAUGAUGCCAUUAAUGUAUAUAAGAAACAUUUUCUGGUUAGUUGGGACAUGAAGUGUAGAGAAUUUGAUUAUUUGUCCAUAUUAAAAUUACAUUAAUAUAU